Orussus abietinus is the source of this 4715-nucleotide messenger RNA. It is a transcript of the gene wit, whose product is annotated as bone morphogenetic protein receptor type-2. Bases 641 to 3544 code for a protein of 967 amino acids. Gene Ontology annotation, molecular function: transforming growth factor beta receptor activity; ATP binding. Gene Ontology annotation, biological process: BMP signaling pathway; protein phosphorylation; cellular response to growth factor stimulus. The transcript is spliced from 14 exons. Gene Ontology annotation, cellular component: signaling receptor complex; plasma membrane. The record is from RefSeq and is a predicted model, not a curated record. Lineage: Eukaryota; Metazoa; Arthropoda; Insecta; Hymenoptera; Orussidae.
AUCCAAUGGAUGUGGUUUGCCUGUCAAACGCGUAGACGUCGAACCGAUAUUUUUUUUCAGAGUCGUUAUCUGCUUUCGUCGCGGCACGGGACGUUGGCGCAGCCAAAAAUGCGUCCUCCUUGGGUAAGGUUUCCGAGAUUCAGGCCGAUCUUGACUGCAAAGGAUUGCCAUGUGCAGAGUGAUCGAUUUGAUGGCUUGGAUGUCAUGUAACCUUGUGUGGAUGAUGACAGCGUGAACACAUUUUUGCCAGGGGCCAGAAACAUAACAUGUAGCAGUGGACCAAGAACAAACAAAGAUUGGAAAAUAGUAAAACAAGGAAUGGUUCGACGUGGCUUAAUAUUCUUUGUACGAAUAUUUACAAAAAUUGCUUGAGAUGAUCAGUUGCCAUACCAGUUCUUUAAUGUGAAUAACUGUUGGCUGGUUGCUUAAGAAACAGCUUGUAAUUAAGGCUCAGCUUGUUCCACCAAGCAGAAGGGAAAAAACCAAAGGCAUACUUUUUAUUUGCUACGUAACUCUCUUCAUAAACAGAUGAACAGAGAAGGCUUAUGCCAGAGCGAUAGAACGCUACAGCCAGAUAUGCCAAUACGUAAGAAGCAACUCUUGUGAAGUGGCUUGGGCUCAAGAGGCCUGCCAACCCACAAUGAGAGCCAUUGUCUCUAUGGUCCUAGCCACUCUGCUUUAUGGGAUAAGUUCGGCUCCCAUUAAUGCUAGCAGAAUAUGUGCUAGUCGAAUGAGAAAUAAUGACACUGUCGUUGCUCUGAAACAACAUGGUAUAUCCCACAGUGCAUCAGAUGAUGAUUUGGCUUUAGGACAGGGUGACAACAGCGUUAAACAUGAGAAAUGUAAUAAUUUUUGCUAUGCUCUGUGGAGGGAAGAUAAGACGGCAAAUGGUAGUCAGAUUACUAUUUUAUUGCAAGGAUGCUGGAAACAAUCUGGUGAGCAAAAAUGCGAGAACACAGAGUGCAUGGCUUUACAGCACUCGACAAAAGCAAUGAACAACACGAAGUUUUGCUGUUGUCAAGGAGAUCUCUGCAACCUGAACAUCACCGACACACCUGAGGUGUCUUACACGGACAAUAAGCUGCUUCAGCCUAAUCCUGCCAGUAAUGAUGAACUAAAUGCAAUCCUGACAGAGUAUGUGGAGCAGUUGGAAUCGGAGCGCUGGCUGCUUGUUGUGAUAAUAACAUUGGUGUGCACAUUGCUGGUCCUGGGAACCAUAUUUAUGGUUAUUUAUAAAGUAUGUAAUAACAAUAUCUUUACAAUGCUGAGGAAGCCCUUGUCAUAUAACGAUCAUCUGAUGGAGAGUACAGCUUUGAGAACAGGAACUUAUACGGUUGACCACUUAAAGCUAACUAAUAUCGUGGGUCAAGGAAGGUAUGGAUCGGUGUGGCAAGGCAGUAUGGGAGAUCAAGACGUAGCUGUUAAAAUAUUCCCUUCUCAUUAUCGCAACUACUUUCAAAAUGAGAGGGACACGUAUUGUCUGCCAUUCAUGGAGCAUCCAUCGUUACUAAGUUAUUACGGUGUGGAUGAGCGAAUAAGCAUGGACAGCAGUGUCGAAUAUCUUUUAGUACUGAGUUUUGCACCUGGUGGUACAUUAACAGAUUUCUUACGUUCUCACACGAUCGACUGGUUGUCCUUUUGUAAAAUGGGCCUGUCUAUUAUAAAAGGUCUGGCUUAUCUGCACACCGAUAUGCGUAAAGGAGAUAAAUUCAAGCCAUGUGUCGCGCACAGGGAUAUAAACUCUAGGAAUAUUCUUAUAAAAGCCGAUGGCACCUGCUGCAUCUGUGAUCUUGGACUUGCGGUGCAAAUCUCUGGGUCAAAGUAUUAUAGUAACGGAGAGGAGCAACAUGCUGAAACGAAAUCGAUUAAUGAUGUGGGUACCUUAAGAUACAUGGCGCCAGAAGUGCUCGAAGGAGCAGUUAAUCUACGCGAUUGCGAGAGUUCUUUGAAGCAAAUUGACGUUUAUGCAAUGGGAUUAGUUCUAUGGGAAUUAGUGUCACGUUGUUCAGAUAUUUAUGUUCCUGGAUCAGAAGUACCAGCCUAUAAGCAGCCCUUUGAAAAUGAGAUCGGGCUUCAUCCGACGUUCGAGCAAAUGCAAGUUUUGGUUUCACGUAACAAAGCUAGACCUAUUUUGGAGGGGAACCUGGUUGAUAAACCAGGUGUGAGAUUAAUCAAAGAAACAAUGGAAGAUUGUUGGGACUCGGAUGCUGAGGCUCGUCUAACUGCACUUUGUAUAGAAGAACGUCUCACUGAACUUCAGUCUCACCGUGUAAUUAUGUAUUUUACCGAUGGAAGUCCAGUGGUUAACUCCCACUGCGGACUAAUACCAUCGACAACGAACAGCCUGUACAGCGAAGGUCCCCCUCAUCAUGAUAAUGCCCAUGCUGUUCAGCUGGCACUUCAUAUAAUGCAUGAUGCAUCCAGCACCGAUGGAAUGGUAGACAACCUUGUAACACUGUCUCCAACAGACAGUGUCCCUCACGAACAUAGUUUUAAAAACUCGAACGAAGUAGCGCCGUGCAACCACGCUCAGACGCUACAGCCUUAUCAGGGAAGGAACCCUUGCAUGGAGAGGAACUUAAUGUCCCAGUCGGACUCUUUGGAGGACCUGAGCUCCAACGGGAAGGUACUGGUAGACAAGUCCUCGAAGCACACGACCAAUGAACAAUUCCGCCUUCCCAGUGAAGCCCAGGGUCUGGUGUCUCACGAUUAUUUGAGUCAGCAUGCGACCCAACUGACCCAGCUAAGGCCAGCAACGCCCAUUCCUUACGUGCAGAAUGUCAUCUCGGAAAACGGGGUGCCUAUAUACACCAAAAGGAAGCAGACCAAUAUUCCCGAGACGUGCUGUCCCCAGGAAAGUCCUCGAAAGAGACGGUUCUCCGGCUGGUCGAACCUGAAGCGUUUGCUGGUCCACAAGAAGAUGUACACUUAUGGAAAGUGCCAGAUCGACCGGGAGGACUCGAAGUCGAAUCUCCUGUCGAGGCAGAACGUCCAGAUCAAGACCGUGGAUACGAAUGUGACGAUAUCCCCAGGUGGGAAAUAUGUAAACGGCAUCGUAGGCAAGAGUUCGACCUCGGGGCCCAUUGCACCAAGAAACGAGAAGAACCUGUCCAGCCAGGGUGUCGUUCAUCAGCAGAAACAGGAGAACGAAGAGAUAUCCAGUGUAAGGCCUUCUACCCUGCCCUUGGUAAAUCUGAGGAAUAUGAGGAAGAGCGAGAACAACCUCACCAGACAGGAGAGCAUCGAUAAGUUCAACGAGGUGUUUAAUGUGGGAUCCAGCACGAACGCCCUGAAGGACCCAAACAUGAGGAUAAAGACUCCUGGUGACUUGCCUCCAUCCGUUAGGAAGAUGAGGGGAAGGGCACGUUCCACCGCUAGAUUUUCCCUGUAUGACGAUCGCAUGAUGUGCAAUAUACUGAGCGAGGAGGAUGACAGGGCUGGAGAUAGGACGACCUCAAAUUCGGUGCCUUUUGGCAUGGACCUCGAUAUCGAGGGCAAAGCUUCUACGCCAAACUUUGGAUGCAAGAACGUUACUUGCUUUUAAUAAGAUGCAUUUCAUUGUGGUUUGAGUGUUCCGGUAUGAUGAAGUGAUGUGCAAUAUACUGAGCGAGGAGGAUGGGUGGGAAUAGGAUGACCUUGAAUUUGGUGCCUUUCGGCAUGGAUCUUAAUCUUGAUGAUAAUGAAAGCCUCUAUGUGGAAAUAUGGUGGCAGAGAUGAUAUUUGUAUUUAAAGUAGGAUGCAUUUUUUGUGGUCGAAAUGAAGUCAUGUGCAAAGUGCUGAGCGAAUAGAACAGGACUUGGGAUGACACGACCUUAAAUUUGAUGCAUUUUGAUAUACAGAUUGAUGUAGAAGAUGAAGUUUGCCUGUGCAGUUUUGAUGGAAAUCGUAUCGUCUCAAAGUAUAUGUUAAAACGCAUUUUUAUCAUGAAAUGUUUUACAUCACAUCAUGACUGUAGAAGUCCUAAUACAGAGGAUCCAGUUCACAGAGGAGUGCUGCACUUUUUGAGCAGCAUGAUAAUUAUACAUUAGUAACUGCAGGAAGUAUGUUAAACAAUGAAUAACAAUGAAUGCAGGUUAGGUAACCUGAUUUGCUGGCAUAAUCAAUAAAUAAUGUCAUGAACACUUUAAAGAUUAAAAAUCCAAGUGAGGCAUUGACAACCCAUUGGAAAAAGCGACAACAGUUGACUGUUGAUUUCACGAGCGAAAUAUUUUUCUGCUCCCUGAUAAUAAUUAAUUGAUACCAGUGAAAAUUCAAGUUGCGGUUAAAGAGUAUCUUGACGAUGAGAUCAAAUGAAACUGACAACCCACUCAGCUGGGCACCAUUAGGUAAGAAUCGUUGCCCAAUUAUCGAGUGUACAAAACUCUGUUUAUAGGUGUAGGAUUUUAUACUCAACUCAAUAAGUUGAAGGUGCAAUCGAUAGGAAGAGAUAAGCACAACAGGAAGACACACUGGAAAGAAACUGUAAAAAUAUUUUGUAUUUACUUUAUCAUACCUUUUGAAUUGUGUUCAUCGAUCACAAACUGUUUCUGCAAUUCAGGACCUGUGUAACUCUCAUUAUACUUUUUCUGCAUAUAAUGUUCUUUCUGUCUUUUAUGAAUGUGACUCGUUACAUAAAAAUUGGGUUUUAGUUUAAACACCAGCUUAAUUACGAAAUGAAAAUAAUUAUUAUGUAUCCUUUUAAAGAUGAACUCUCUUUUCUUUAAUUUUAAUAAAUU